AUGCUUUUGACAGCUAGGCCACGCUGCUUCUCACUGGUCCUCGUCUGUGCUCGGGACCAUUGCGGACCUGGGGCUCACCCACCAGAUGCCCUCUCCAAGGACUCUCCACAGGCAGGAGGCGGUGACGCCCUGGAUCCUCCGUCCGCAGUCACCGAGGCUGUGUCGUCCUUGACCAUCGCUGAGGCGUUCACGGCGGCCGGCGAGAGCCCUGGCCCCGCCCCGCCGCUUCCCCGGAGGUUCAUCUGCUCCUUCCGGGAUUGCAGCGCGAAUUACAACAAGGCCUGGAAGCUAGAUGCGCACCUGUGCACGCACACGGGGGAGAGACCAUUUGUUUGCAAGUAUGAAGGCUGUGGCAAAGCUUUCGUCAGGGAGUUCCACCUAAGCCGCCAUGCCCUGACCCACACCACGGAAAAGCCAUUUGCUUGUGAAGUUCAAGGCUGUGAUCAGAAAUGCACCACAAAAUCAAACUUGAAGAGACAUUUUGAGCGCAAACAUGAAAAUCAGCAAAGACAGUAUGUGUGUGAUUUUGAAGGUUGUGACAAGACCUUUCGGAAGCACCGGCAGCUAAAGGCCCAUCAGACCCAGCACACCAACGAGCCACCGUUCCCGUGCAGCUACGAAGGAUGCGGGAAACACUUUGCGUCCCCCACGAACUUGAAACGGCACAGGAAGGUCCACGAGGGUUACAAAUGUCAAAAGGGAUGUUCCUUUGUGGCCAAGACGUGGACAGAGCUCCUGAGACACGUGAGAGAGAACCAUAAAGAGGAAGUCCGCUGUGAAGUCUGCCAGAGGACGUUCAGACGCAAGGACCACCUAAAACAACACAUGAGCGUACACGCCCCCGAGAGGGUGGUGUGCCGGUGCCCCCGGGAAGGCUGCGGGAGAAGCUACACCACCGUGUUCAACCUCCAGAGCCACAUCCUCUCCUUCCAUGAGGAGAAGCGCCCGUUCCUGUGUGCGCACUCGGGCUGUGGCAGAGCGUUCGCCAUGAAGCAAAGUCUCAGACGGCACGCGGUGGUCCAUGAUCCCGACCGGAAGAAAAUGAAGCUCAGAGUUCACAGCAAACGGAGUUUGGCCUCUCGUCUCAGUGGCUACAUCCCUCCUAAAAAGAAAGCUGAGCCCGGCCUGCCUGAGUCAGGUGGUGGGGAGGCGCUCAGCCCCAUGGAGAGGGACGUGAUCUCGACAGUGGCCAUCCUGGCCCUCAGCUCACCGCUACAGAGGUCAGAGCAGUACACUCAGGCCUAG
Molecule: messenger RNA, 1245 nt
Organism: Chrysochloris asiatica (Cape golden mole)
Lineage: Eukaryota; Metazoa; Chordata; Mammalia; Afrosoricida; Chrysochloridae
Gene: GTF3A
Product: general transcription factor IIIA
Exons: 11
Coding region: 1-1245 (414 amino acids)
Cellular component (GO): nucleus
Source: RefSeq, a predicted model, not a curated record